GACAAAUCUUAAGAAUGUACUUAGCAUCAACUAUCAAAAUAAAUUUUGUUGAAAUCAGUUUGUAAUUUAUAAAUCUAAUUUAGGACCAUGAUUAAACUGUUUUCUUUAAAACAGCAAAAAAAGGAUGAGGAAGGAUCAGCCCGAGCGGGCGGAUCACAAAAAAAAGCAUCAGCCGCACAAUUACGUAUCACAAAAGAUUUAAAUGAAUUAAACUUACCGAAGACGUGUAGCACAGAGUUUCCAGACCCAGAUGAUCUGCUUAAUUUUAAAUUAAUUAUAUGCCCUGAUGAAGGUUUUUACAGAGGAGGAAGAUUUGUAUUUAGCUUUAAGGUAGGACCAAACUAUCCACAUGAACCGCCUAAAGUGAAAUGUGAAACAGCAGUGUAUCAUCCCAACAUAGAUCUAGAGGGAAAUGUCUGCUUAAAUAUACUCAGAGAAGACUGGAAACCUGUGCUGACUGUGAAUUCUAUAGUAUAUGGAUUGCAAUAUUUAUUCUUGGAACCAAAUCCGGAAGAUCCAUUAAACAAGGAAGCUGCUGAUGAGCUCCAAAGCAACCGAAGACUUUUCGAACAGCACGUACAAAGAGCAAUGCGCGGCGGCUACGUCGGAUCCUCAUACUUCGAACGGUGUCUCAAGUGACAUAAUAACUCGGCUGUAAUAUAAUUAUCAAAUACACAAUUAAAUAAAUCUCUCACAUUCAUUUUGUACUGAA
This is a messenger RNA of Leptidea sinapis, 712 nucleotides long. RefSeq names its product NEDD8-conjugating enzyme Ubc12 (gene UbcE2M). The record is from RefSeq and is a predicted model, not a curated record. The transcript has 4 exons. NCBI's taxonomy places the organism in Eukaryota, Metazoa, Arthropoda, Insecta, Lepidoptera, Pieridae. Bases 88 to 639 code for a protein of 183 amino acids.